Molecule: messenger RNA, 633 nt
Organism: Rubroshorea leprosula
Lineage: Eukaryota; Viridiplantae; Streptophyta; Magnoliopsida; Malvales; Dipterocarpaceae
Source: the annotation of a GenBank genome assembly
CAAAGAAAGAUGGAAAGUACAGAAACAAAUCGUGUUCCUUUCCGGUGAGGUUAUAUAUGUGACUGUCACGGACAAGGCAGCCGUGGUCGAUUCCUUGGUGCAGAACAUCCGUUCCAUGUACAACGGACAGCAAGUGAUCGUGGGGCUGGACUCUGAAUGGAAGCCUAACCAAUUUCCUUUCAUGUCCAACAAAACAGCUGUUCUGCAACUCUGCGUUGCAAGAGAUGCGGAAAAGCUGAGGAUUGAAUAUGGACUCCACUGUUCCAAUGUACCUGAUGUUCGAGAAAUAACAAUGAAACGUUGGCCAAGUAUGUUUUACAGUAAACCUGGGCUCAAAGACAUUGCUAAUCUGGGUCUGGGGCUUCACAUGCCAAAGCCGGUGGAUGUUUGCAGGAGCGUUUGGCAGUCUAGAGUUCUUGAUGAUCCAGUAUCCAUGCAUUGAUGCUUAUGCUUCUUACAACAUUGGGGAGAGGUUGCUCAACGGAAUAUAAUGAAUGAAGGUUUCAUUUGGUGGUCGUCCUUUAGCCAUGGAGUUUGUCUAAUUUCUGUUUUUAGUUCUGUCUGUUAGAUACAUUUGUCCUUUAUAUUUUGAAAUGUUGCUUGGUUUUGAUGAAAUAAUACUGCUAUGUUUUA